Paramacrobiotus metropolitanus is the source of this 2679-nucleotide messenger RNA. RefSeq names its product aldehyde dehydrogenase family 16 member A1-like. Lineage: Eukaryota; Metazoa; Tardigrada; Eutardigrada; Parachela; Macrobiotidae. The coding region runs from base 148 to 2514 and encodes 788 amino acids. The record is from RefSeq and is a predicted model, not a curated record. The transcript is spliced from 13 exons. Gene Ontology annotation, molecular function: oxidoreductase activity, acting on the aldehyde or oxo group of donors, NAD or NADP as acceptor.
UUUACGUUGCUGCCUGUCCGCACGCACUGUAGAUACGGACAAUUACCUCCGUGAAAAUCAUCGGUCUCUUUUGAUUUGACACCCCAAAUAAAUUAUACUUUUCCGUAGAUAUAUCCCCGGCUUGCCUUAACGCCAUAUUAUGAGAUAAUGUCUGCUGGAGCCAGUAGCACAUCCACAGCGAACGUGGGGGUUCUUUUUAAAGCGCACGGUCUACCAUACAGCACGUCCAUGGAAUCCACCGAUCCUCUGAAGGCAUGGUUUUCCGCGACAAACAACCUCAUCCAGCCGGUUGUUGAGGGCCAGCGCGUCGACAGCGGAAACCGUGUGCAGUUGGAGAACCUCGUUGAUUUAGCGUGGAUAUCGGGUGUUCAGGUUGCGAUUACUGAUACUAAGGCGCAAACGGAGAGCAAGAAGGUUGCGGAGUUUUGUGAUGUAAAAAAGCUUGCGAGUUUAGCGCAAAUUAUCCAGAAGAACCAGACAGUGUUCGGAUUGGCGUUGACGGGUGACAGUGGCCGGCAUAUCUCGGAAUGUGGAAAGCACGAUAUCAUCUCAGCCACCAAGAUUUUACAGUUUUUCAGUCUUGCGGCUCAAGAACUGCUUAUCGAAAAAGAUGCUUGGCAUCCUGUGGGUUCGGUUGAUAUCGCGGUUCCACAGAACUCACCGCUAGCAGCGUUAUUAGACCGAUUGUGCCCGGCGAUAAUAACCGGAAAUUGCGUGAGACUCGUGUCACCGGUUCAGACUGCUCGCAGCGUUACAAUCUUGAUGGACUGCUUGGCACAAGCUGGCAUCAAAAACGUCGAUUUCCUCGUCGUACAAACUUUGGCAGAUUGGAAAGGCAGUGGUGACGUUUUGGAUUUGUCUCUGUUACACCUUCGUGAGGUGUCAUCGUUAUCUUUUCCCGGUUACAAACACAUAAUUUACCCUGGCUAUGGUCGAUCCGCAGCCAUUGUGGCCGACACGGCAGAUGUCAGCAGCGCUGCGAAUUCCAUUGUUAAUGCCGUUUUAUUCCACAACGGACAGUCUAAGUCGUGCCCUUCGAAGAUCGUUGUACAGGAGUCGAUUUAUGAGAAAUUUGUGGAUGCCGUGCGUGCCAGAGCCCAGCAGAUCCGUUUCGGCUCACCGCUGGAUAAAUCUGCCGACUGGUCUUGGCGCACGGAUACGUCAAAUGCGAAGAAACUGAAUGAUCAUGUUAAGCAGGCCCAAAGCGAAGGAGCGGAGAUUGUUUUCCUGGGUCAGAUGCCGGCGUUGGAUAAAACAACCGAUAAAUUUGUCAGCUUUCCGGCCGUUAUCGUCAGCAAUGUCGGCACAACAUCAGUGUUUCUAACUGACCAGUACCGCGGCCCGGCUGCAGUGCUACUGCCCUUUCGCACCCUCAAAGAAGCGGUUAGUCUAACCAACAACGGCCCCUUCGGGCAUAGUAUAAGUAUUUGGGCGGAGAACAUAACGGGAGCCAUGGAGCUGGCCAAGGCGGUGCGGGCCGCCACGGUGUGGAUCAAUGGCUGUCAUGUGUAUGAUGUCAGCGUGGGGCAAGGUGGGAGCGGUGCCAGUGGGUGGGGAGUGCGAGGCAGAGAGGCACUGUAUGAAUUUCUGUCAUGGAGGACGAAGUCCGACGCCAACGUACCCGUUGCGGAACAAGAUAAAGAAGCUGCUAUGACCUUAAGAAAAUACGGAAAAUUUUAUUACGGAAACGGUUUGAAGAGCGCCGACAGCGGGAGUAUGCAGACUAUCAGUUUCCCACGCAGUCAGUUGGGGAAGUUUGAAGCACCGAUUGGCAGCAGUAAAGACAUCAAAUCAGCCAUCGAGAUAGCUGUAGCGGGUGCAGUCCCACUGGGUAAAACCACUGGUGUGAGCCGGGGGCAACUUUUGAUCACCUUGGCGGAGGGUAUGGUGGCGCGCGCCAACGAUUUCCUUACAUUGCUCCGAGCGUUGUCACCUGACGGGGAUGAUGCGCAACGGGAAUUCGAUGCGACAGUAGAGCGCUUGAAAAUACUGGGAAAUGAAUGUGCUCGAGGCGGUGGAUACUGUAUGCAACUAAAUGAAACAAUUUCCGUGACGUACUUACUGGAUCCUUGCGGUGUAAUUGGCGUUGCGUUGCCGGAAAAGCAUCCGCUGAUAAGUUUGACGACAGUUAUCGGGACUGCUGUGGCAAAUGGGAACUGCGUUGUGGCUGUGCCGGCGCUCCGUUCUUCGGCGAUCGCUUUGGAGUUCUGUCAGGUUUUGAGUUCCGCUGGCGUUCCAGCUGGAGCGAUAAAUAUCGUUACCGGAAACCAGAGCGAACUGAUGGAAUCAUUUAAAAUAUAUCCCGACGUCUCCACAGUGUGGUUGUUUGAAGAGGUAUCGUCACAAAAUAACCGGGAUGCGUGGGCAGAUGAGAAGGGCAAACGAAUAUGGCGCCCGGUGGGCAUUUUUGACAGCGGUAAUGAAUGGAGUGGCUUUCAUGGGAAUUUAUUCAGAAAUUAUGCAGUGAAGAAUAAGCGCAUCUGGAUUAAUAGUCUGCAGAGUUUCGUUAACUAAUUCCCAUUUUCCAGAAGUAGUUGCUUCUGGUUUCGAUAAUUGCUCAGUAAAUUAUUUCAGUUUGUGAUUUCCAUGGUUUAUGGGAUUUGAAGUUUAUUUUGCUAUUUUAUUUUAUUGUUGUUACGUUAUUUACUGUUUAUCAUAAAUUAAAAGCCGGUUUGCUGA